Messenger RNA from Umbelopsis ramanniana AG, 1529 nucleotides. RefSeq lists its product as uncharacterized. The record is from RefSeq and is a predicted model, not a curated record. Gene Ontology annotation, molecular function: aspartic-type endopeptidase activity. The transcript has 3 exons. Bases 194 to 1237 code for a protein of 347 amino acids. Gene Ontology annotation, biological process: proteolysis. Lineage: Eukaryota; Fungi; Mucoromycota; Umbelopsidomycetes; Umbelopsidales; Umbelopsidaceae.
AUUUGUACCUAUUCUGUUCAGUCUUUGUGCUCUUGGUUCCAUAGGUUCAGUCACUGCCUACAUACCGUAUGUAAACGUACUAUUGACACCAUGUUCAUGAUGCACAUCUGACUUUCGUGUCAUCUCCACUAGAAUUCCACUUUCGCCAAAGAAUGGAAAGGUUCUCAGUACACCGGCUCGAUACCACAAGCUAAUGCAGAAGUAUGGUUUGGAAGGAACUCUGCAAAAAAGAGGUGAUGCUGAUAAAACCGGCACAAUUGAGUAUACUGACAAUUUUUAUGAUGUGGAUUACGUUGGCACAAUUGGCAUUGGUACUCCACCUCAAGACUUCAUCAUGGACUUUGAUACAGGAUCUUCCGACGUAUGGAUUGGAACCGAAAAUUGCAGUAGCUGUCGUCCAAGCCAAAAAUUCGACACUAACCAGUCAACAACCUUCCAACUCGAUGGGUUCCCUUGGAAACUGCAAUACGCAGAUGGUUCCGCUGUAUCGGGCCUUACCGCUGAGGAUGCCUUUACCCUCGGCGGUUUGUAUACUAUGAACCAAACUUUAGGUUUAGCAGAAAAUGUCACGGGGACUUUUGCAACCAGCAAUAUCACCGAUGGCAUUUUUGGAUUAGGGUUUCCGUCUCUCAGCUACACUGGUGCAUUGAUGGCACCGGUUGUUCAGAUGCAGAAACAGGGCGUGAUCGAUGAUGCCGUCAUUGGAAUUUGGCUUGGCCGUGCACGAGAAGGCGGAGGUGGCGAACUGACCAUUGGCGGUAUUAAUUCAGCCCAUUAUACUGGGGAAAUACAGUAUCUUACUGUUCCUGUCAAGAAAUACUGGCAGCUCAACAUGUCCUCUAUCGGCAUCAACCAAAAGACAUUCGAUUAUAAAGGUUCCUCAACCAUUGUCGAUACCGGAACUACCCUCAUCAUUCUACCAAUGAACCUCACACAAGAUAUCUAUAGCGAAAUCCCAGGGACUCGCUUCAACAGCACCGCUGGCUACACCAUUCCAUGCAACUUGUCUCAGUCUACUGAGCAAAUAACCUUUACAUUGAACGGUUUGCCAUUCCCUAUUAAUGUUGCUGAUAUCGUUAGAGAAGAGGUCGGCGAUGGUUAUUGUAAUUCUGGAGUUGCAGGAACAACUAGUGAAUUCACCAUCCUCGGCGAUACCUUUUUAAAGAGCUAUUACGCUGUGUUCGAUUAUGGAGUCAACACCAUCGCCAGAAUCGGCCUUGCUCCAUCUAAGCGUUAAAUUAGAAGCUUCAUAGAUGUACAUCCAAAUUUUAUAUAACUAAUCCACUAUUCUAUUUGGUUUGAGCAGAUAAAUUACGUGAAAUAUAUGAUAAAAAGCUUCUGUAUUUUUUAUUUUACAUAUUCUUACAUAUUCCAGCGGCGUCUAACAGCGACAGGAAUUAACGCAACCACUGCAACAGCAAUGAGGCAGAUAAUGUUGAGUGGAGUGAAGAUUUGGAGUUCAUCAGAGGACGAUAAUCGAUCCAGUGCAGCACCAGCUUGUACGUGGAUGAAAGAUGGACCAGCCACAC